AUGGCGAUGAAUAUAAUGCGUGCAGUGAGGCCCUCAAACAUUACAUUCCAAAGUACACGCACCACCCCACGCUUUCGAAAGUCCAUAGCAUUGGCUGGCUUCCGCUUAAAUUCGGACACACACGCCGGCGUCACCCUCUAUGUAUUGUCGAACAGAUCUCAGAAUCUUUUGGACAAGAGCAAGGAUCCAGAGUUUUUGCAACAAGUUCGAGAUGUUUUCGACCUUGACGCAAAGAAGGAGUUCUUUUGGGAACGGUUGGGCAAGUACCAAGUACUGAGGGAGUUUUAA
Marasmius oreades (fairy-ring Marasmius) is the source of this 288-nucleotide messenger RNA. RefSeq lists its product as uncharacterized. The record is from RefSeq and is a predicted model, not a curated record. The transcript is spliced from 2 exons. Bases 1 to 288 code for a protein of 95 amino acids. NCBI's taxonomy places the organism in Eukaryota, Fungi, Basidiomycota, Agaricomycetes, Agaricales, Marasmiaceae.